Molecule: messenger RNA, 5105 nt
Organism: Mercenaria mercenaria
Lineage: Eukaryota; Metazoa; Mollusca; Bivalvia; Venerida; Veneridae
Product: alpha-(1,3)-fucosyltransferase fut-3-like
Exons: 2
Coding region: 3404-4603 (399 amino acids)
Cellular component (GO): membrane
Molecular function (GO): alpha-(1->3)-fucosyltransferase activity
Source: RefSeq, a predicted model, not a curated record
AGGCCGGGCAGUUGGUUUAGCGGUACAAAUUUAAAAGUACUAUAACAUUUACAAAAAAAAUAUGUUUUUUCGGAUUUGCAAUAGAGAGAGUUUUGACUUCAAAGAUAGUUUGUGAAGCACCAUCGAUGCUUUAAUUAAGAAAGCUGUCUUUGUAACAGUUAAACAACAGAAAAUAUCAAAGAUUAUCCCCCAUCAAUGAAGUUUGAAAUAAGUUUUCUUGAUUCCUGAACGAAGGUAAAGACUAUUUGUUUUCUUUUUGUGAAUAAGCCCGCCGCUUCGAGUCUCCGUGGCGGUUUGAUACAAAACAUUAUAUGUUAUACGAAUCACUCGUCAUCUACAUUUGACUGAUGUGGAGAAGCCGGUAGAUAUUUGCAGAAAUUAAGUUAGUACUGAAAUGGUAUCAAGGAACAUUGCCCACAUUAACAUAACUAAAAUUUUUUUGAAAAACGGCGCCGUUUAAGCAAAUACAUGCAACAAAAAACAUUUGUAAAUAUGCUGUGGGUGUAUCUAGCAUUUUUUUAAAAAUUUAAAACACAGUUACAGGUCAUAUGGCGACUGUCAAGCUUUUGAUUGUGGAGGAAGACGUUAGAUGCCCGGCCGGCCAUGAUUUCAUCAUGUAUCUAGUGUAUCUAGUAACGAAGGUCUGCUUUUAGUAAGACAAAAGACUUUUGUACCGUCUGAUUAACGUGUAUUGCUAUUAAACUUAAUUGUUUACACAAUUGUUCAAGUUCCUUUGGUAAUACAACACGAUUUAACUUCCCAAUUCAAGGGAGGCAGAUGUGCUAGGCCUAACAUUAUAUAUAUGAUAACUCGUUUACUAUGUAUUUACUAUAAUAUUACUACUUAUUACAUACUCGUUUCUAUUCCCCGUUAAAGUUACACUGGUACCGGAAACGUCAAUAUUCUUCCAUACACUGGCGCCUGAGUUUCAUAUCGGGUGCGUGACGUAAUGCAGUGUGUGUUGUUGCACUCCUUUUUAGCUCACAUGUCACAUAGUGACAAGGUGAGCUUUUGUGAUCGCGCAGCGUCCGUCGUCCGUGCGUGCGUCCAUGCGUGCGUAAACUUUUGCUUGUGACCACUCAUGAGGUCACAUUUUUCGUGGGAUCUUUUUGAAAGUUGGUGAGAAUGUUCAUCUUGAUGAUAUCUAGGUCAAGUUCGAAACUGGGUCACAUGCGGUCAAAAACUAGGUCAGUAGGUCAAAUAACAGAAAAUCCUUGUGACCUCUCUAGAGGCCAUAUUUUUCAAUAAAUCUUCAUGAAAAUUGGUGAGAAUGUCCACCUUGAUGAUUUCUAGAUCAAGUUCGAAACUGGGUCAACUGCGGUCAAAAAUUAGGUCAGUAGGUCAAAUAAUAGAGAAUCCUUGUGACCUCUCUAGAGGUCAUAUUUUUCAUGGGAUCUGCAUGAAAAUUGGUCAGAAUGUUCACCUUGAUGAUAUCAAGGAAACUGGGUCACGUCCGGUCCAAAACUAGGUCAGUAGGUCAAAUAAUAGAAAAACCUUUUGACCUCUGAAGAGGUCAUAUUUUUCAUGGGAUCUGCAUGAAAAUUGGUCAGAAUGUUCAUCUUGAUAGUAUAUAGGUCAAAUUCGAAACUGGAUCACGUCCGGUCCAAAACUAGGUCAGUAGGUCAAAUAAUAGAAAAACCUUGUGACCUCUGUAGAGGCCAUAUUUUUCAUGGCAUCUGCAUGAAAAUUGGUCAGAAUGUUCAUCUUGAUGAUAUCUAGGUCAAGUUUGAAACUGGUUUAUGUGCGAUCCAAAACUAGGUCAGUAGGUCUAAAAAUAGAAAAUCCUUGUGACCUCCCUAGAGGCCAUAUUUUUCAAUAGAUCUUCAUGAAAAUUGGUCAGAAUGUUCAACUUGAUGAUAUCUAGGUCAGAUUUGAAACUGGGUCACGUGCGGUCCAAAACUAGGUCAUUAGGUCAAAUAAUAGAAAGACCUUGUGACCUCUCUAGAGGUCAUAUUUUUCAUGGGAUCUGCAUGAAAAUUGGUCAGAAUGUUCAUCUUGAUGAUAUCUAGACCAAAUUCAAAAAUGGGCCACGUGCGGUCAAAAACUAGGUCAAUAUGUCAAAUAAUAGAAAAACCUUGUGACCUCUGUAGAGGCCAUAUUUUUCAUGGGAUCUGCAUGAAAAUUGGUCAGAAUGUUCAUCUUAAUGAUAUCUAAGUCAAGUUUGAAACUGGGUCAACUGCGGUCAAAAACUAGGUCACUAUAUCAUAUAAUAGAAAAACCUUGUGACCUCUCUAGAGGCCGUACUUUUCAUGGGAUCUGUAUGAAAGUUGGUCUGAAUGUUCAUCUUGAUGAUAUCUAGGUCAAAUACAAAACUGGGUCACGUGCCUUCAAAAACUAGGUCAUUAUGUCAUAUAAUAGAAAAACCUUGUGACCUCUCUAGAGGCCAUAUUUUUCAAUGGAUCUUCAUGAAAAUUGCUCAGAAUCUUUAUCUUGAUGAUAUCUAGGUCAAGUUCAGAACUAGGUCACAUGAGCUCAAAAACUAGGUCACUAUAUCAAAUAAUAGAAAAAACGACGUCAUACUCAGUUCAUGUGGGGACAGGUGAGCGAGUUUGUGAUACGUUUAAUUAUACUAGUAUUACAUUACAUCAGUAAAUGACUGCCAUGUUACAAAAUACACUAAGGAUAUUAAUAGAAUCUAAUCAUUAUUGUUGGAUUACUUUAUAGAUGCAUUCGUUAAAAAUAUGACGUGAAUAACAAAAUUAUUAGAAAUGCAGCCAGUUAAUUAAUAAUAUGUAAUUUCCGCAGCGCAGCUCAGGAGGGGAAAACUCAUAGGUGUUGCUGCUUCUAAAAAUAUCUUCACCAUUUUAAAGGCGCUUAUAUUGAAUAUAUUAUUGCCGUAUGCUGUAAAGAACUGUGCAUUUGUUUGUGAUAUCUUGGUUUGUGAACGGACAAAUGAAUAUUCAGAGUCAAAUGCAUAUACACCAAUAAUUCUGAAACUGAAAACGAACUCAUUUAAUAAAUUUAUAAAAGUCGCUUUUUAAAAAAUUUCAUUCGGGGAUUUUCUAUUUCCUAAAUCGAAUAACGAAAUUAGAACACAUUAGUCUAUGAUUAGAUAAUGAAUCAAACAGAAAUCACUUUCAACACUUAUGACAGUAAUAUACUUAUUAAAAUUAUUGAAUUGUAUCUUCACUACAUGUAUCAAGAAUAGUAUUGAUUUUAACAUUAUUAAUCUUACAAAAUCAUUAAAAUUUAACUCGUUCAUUUAUUUUCCGUACAUAUUAUAGCAUUAUUGAUAUGAAAAUCCGUAUUUACUUAAGUGUAUUGUGACCCAUUGCUUUCACAACGGGCAAGACAGGUUAUCCGUCCGAUAAAUACAUUGUGUUGUUUGAACACGUUAUCGCGAAUGGAUUUGUCAUAGUUUAUGCAAUUUAUAUGCCAUACAUAUUUGUAAACACAGCAAAUAAUGGUUGGUAUCAGAAAAAAGAAAAAGUUAAUUCUGUUUGUGACUGGGACUUUAGUAAUGGUUCUUAUUGUUGUGUGUUCAAUAAGCUCGGAUACAUAUACUGAUUUUAAAAGUGAUGGGAAUUAUAAAGUGACCUAUACGAAUUCCUACUUUAAGGAAAAGCCAGCGAAAACAAUCUUACUUUGGACUACAAUGUUUAAUCAUAGAACGCUAGACAGUGACCGGAAGUGCCUUAGCACGUGCCCAGUUAAGUGUGAUAUCACAGACGACAAAUCGCAAAUAAGGAAAGCAGACGCCGUAGAAUUCCAUCUUUCGAAUUUAUGGACCAAAUUCUGGCGAGUUGGAACAAAAUCUAUCAUAGAACUACCAAGUUACAGGACACCGGAUCAGGUUUGGAUUUUAGCAAAUAUGGAGCCACCGCCACAUUUAUGGGGAAAUAUUCGAAUUUUCAAUGGGCUAUUUAACUGGACAAGGUGGUACAGAAAUGAUGCGGAUAUUAGUUGGCCAUAUGGUGAAGUAUACAGAUAUAAUAAAACGGAACGAAUUAAAGCUGAAAAUAAAUAUGAAAAUCGGAAUUUUUACGAGGAAAAAUCAAGAGAGAUAAUGCUAAGAAUUAGUAAUUGUUUUGAUCCAGGUCAAAGAUACAGAAUUAUACAGGAGCUUAAUAAGUUUGUUGAGAUAGAUAAGUAUGGCAAAUGCUACGACAAAGUUUGUGGCGUAUCUACUGAUCCUGCGGAUAAAUCAUGCGAUAUUUUGAUGAAACAGUAUAAAUUUUAUCUCGCGUUGGAAAAUGAUAUCUGCAAGGAUUAUAUCACAGAAAAAUAUUGGUUGACUUUAGAAAGAGACCAGAUCCCAAUAGUCAACUGGAAAGAUGCCAGUCCAGAUACUGCUAUCCCUAAAUCUUUUAUAAACAUAUUUGACUUCGACUCUAUAGCGCAACUUGCACAAUAUGUAAAACAAGUUAGCGCCAAUGAAACUUUGUACAACAGUUAUUUUGAGUACAAGAAAUUUUAUACAAACCGGCAGCGCUCGUGCCAUGCUUGUUCUGUAUGUCACUCUUUGCACGACAAAAGUAGACCAGCUCAAGUUUACACAGAUAUAGAUGGAUGGGUACAGAAUGAUUCGUGUGAAAAAGUUGGGCUUUGGAACAAUUUCUUGAAGAAUUUCUAUGGUUGGCGAUUUCUAUUGCUUGGCUUCUGAAACAACACCAGGACAUACUUCCUGUGGCACAACGAUAGGAACAAUCCGACGUCUGUAAAAACAAAGCUUGUUACCAAAAUUAAGAGUGAUGAGGAAAUUUACGUAUAGCAGACGCAUGUUUUUGCGAUAUGCCCUAACGUAAGUGCAGAAACACUUGCAGGUUGAAUACUGAUCCAAGAGUCUGUUGGCUUGGCCGGGAAAAAGACGUUCGCCAAGUUGUUGAAGCUGAGGCGCUGAACUCGACACCUAUAUUCAUUGACAGCUCAAUUAUUAUUUUACUGCCACUGAAUGAAUUAAAUCGCUCUGUAUUGUAAAUUUGUAUUUUAAAAACUUCGAUAUCAACAAAACGAUGUUUAACUAAUGGUAGAUACAGACUUGUUUUUUUUCUUUCAUCAUUUUGAUUCUUAUUGAAAUACAUGUAAAUUGUAAUUCAAACAAUGCAAAUACAUGUAUUAUACCGUGACAUUUAACUUGAAAUGAAUAUAGAAUUCCUGUUCUGUUU